AUGAAUCUAACCAACCUUACCCUCGGUUCAUCGUUGAAAUCGAAGACGAUACAGCCUACAAUUCUCAGGAGAACCGGACUGUUAUUUCAAUCUAUCACUAUUCGUCCCAAGUCCUUCAAAGCUCUCAUCUACCGUGGUAUUCAUAGUACCAACCUCUUUAAGAUGCCCCAGUACAGGCUUAUCGGAGUCGACAAAUCGGAUUUAAAGCCAACCUUCAAACGAGAAGUCACCGUUGAAGGCCUGGACGACACAAAGCUUUUGCUAGUCCAAGUGGGGGAUAAUGUUACUGCACUCAGUCCCCGGUGCACUCACUAUGGCGCUCCACUUGUCAAAGGGACCCUUACGUCGUCUGGGAGACUCAAAUGCCCCUGGCAUGGCGCUUGUUUCAAUGCCACGACUGGUGAUAUUGAGGACGCUCCUGCUCUAGACUCUCUCAAUAGUUUCCCCGUUGUCUUCAAUGGCGACGAUCUAACUAUUGAAGCAGAGGAGUCCAAAAUCAAACAAUUUAGUCGGGUUCCAACUUAUACUUGCAAACAACUAGUAUCGGAUAACACCGUUCUUAUUGUUGGGGGAGGUUCUGGGGCCAUCGGCGCCCUGGAAGCGCUACGCGGAUAUGGCUACCAAGGAAAGAUUGUCGUUCUUUCGAAGGAACCAUAUCUCCCCAUUGACAGAACGAAACUUAGCAAAGCCCUUAUCACAGAUUCUGAUAAGAUUUCCUGGCGGGAUAUCGGAUUUUUAGAGAGUCUGGGUGUGGAUUUUCAUACUUCUACGGUCGUUAAGGAUAUUGAUUUUGAAAGGCACCUAGUAGAAACAGAAAGCGGUCAGGCUUUCCACUACAGCAAAGUCAUACUUGCUACUGGAGCCAUGCCGAAGAACUUACAGUUGAAGGGUUUCAAAGACCUCGGGAAUAUUUUCGCAAUUAGAACAGUCGAAACUGCUAAAGCUAUUGUUGACGCUGUUGGAUUAGAGGGUGGUAAGAAAAUAGUUGUUAUCGGAAGCUCCUUUAUUGGCAUGGAAGUCGCCAAUUUCCUCGUCGGGAAAAAACAUGAAGUUACGGUUGUCGGGAUGGAAGACGUCCCAAUGAUGCGUGUUAUGGGCAAAGUGGUUGGCGCCUCCUUACAGUCGAUACUAGAGAAAAAAGGAGUGAAAUUUUACAUGAGGGCAACCGUCGAAGCGGCUGAGCCAUCCGAUACGAAUUCUUCCAUCGUUGGGUCUGUUACCCUAAAGGGCGGGAUCUCCUUGAAAGCAGAUGCUGUUAUCCUCGGAGUUGGUGUAGCUCCGGUAACGGAUUACAUCAAGAAUAUUCCGUUGGAGAAAGAUGGUUCCCUCCGCGUGGAUGAAAACUUUCAGGUCGGCAGCGUGAAAGACGCCUAUGCAAUUGGAGAUAUUGCUACAUAUCCAUACAAGGGCCCCGGUGGCUUUCCGGAUUCGGUUGUUCGAAUCGAGCAUUGGAAUGUAGCGCAGAACUCUGGUCGAAGUGUCGCGAAGCACAUUGCAACGGGUAAAACAGCAGAUUUCUUCACGCCAACCUUCUGGAGCGCUCUUGGUUUGCAACUUAGAUAUUGUGGGAGCACUGCGUGUGGCUAUGAUGAUGUGGUCAUUGACGGGAACCUUGAGGAGAAUAAAUUUGUGGCCUACUACACUCAAGGGGAGACAAUUGUCGCCGUAGCGUCUAUGCAGAGAGAUCCGAUUGUCACACAAAGCUCAGAGCUUAUGAGAAGGCAUGCCAUGCCAAGGUUAGUAAACCUCACCGCUGGAGAUAAAAUCUCAGAUGAUUUUGGUGUUUAA
Molecule: messenger RNA, 1788 nt
Organism: Orbilia oligospora ATCC 24927
Lineage: Eukaryota; Fungi; Ascomycota; Orbiliomycetes; Orbiliales; Orbiliaceae
Exons: 9
Coding region: 1-1788 (595 amino acids)
Cellular component (GO): cytoplasm
Molecular function (GO): 2 iron, 2 sulfur cluster binding; flavin adenine dinucleotide binding; oxidoreductase activity, acting on NAD(P)H
Source: RefSeq, a predicted model, not a curated record